AUGUCCAGCCUCCAAGAGCUGUGCUCCGGCCUGCCCCUGCACCCCCUCCCUGAGAACCGGGGCCGCCGGCCUGGGGUGCCCCACGCCCCAGUCAGGACCCCCGGGCUCAGCCCUGAGGAGGAACAGCUGGCGCUGCGGAACGCCCUGCGCUACUUCCCCCCCGGCGCCCAGGAGCUGCUGGCCCCCGAGUUCGCCCAGGAGCUGCGCCUGUACGGGCACAUCUACAUGUACCGGCUCUGCCCCAGCAUGGAGCUGAAGGCCUACCCCCUCGACCAGUACCCCUGCCGGACCAAGGCCGCGGCUGCCAUCAUGCACAUGAUCAUGAACAACUUGGACCCUGCCGUGGCCCAGUUUCCACAGGAACUCGUGACCUAUGGAGGAAACGGGCAGGUGUUCAGCAACUGGGCUCAGUUCUGGCUCACCAUGUCCUACUUGUCGAAGAUGACAGAGGAACAAACCCUGGUCAUGUACAGUGGACACCCACUGGGCCUCUUCCCCAGCAGCCCUGGCGCCCCGAGGCUGGUCAUCACCAACGGCAUGGUCAUUCCCAACUACUCCUCCAGGACAGAAUACGAGAAGCUCUUUGCCCUGGGCGUCACCAUGUACGGGCAGAUGACGGCGGGCAGCUACUGCUACAUCGGCCCCCAGGGGAUCGUCCACGGCACCGUGCUCACAGUGCUGAACGCCGGGCGUCGGUACCUGGGGGUGGAGGACUUGGCUGGCAAGGUCUUCGUCACCUCCGGCCUCGGAGGAAUGAGUGGCGCGCAAGCCAAAGCCGCCGUCAUUGUGGGCUGCAUCGGGGUGAUAGCAGAGGUUGACAAAGCUGCGCUUGUAAAGCGCCACCAGCAGGGCUGGCUGAUGGAAGUGACGGACAGCCUGGACCACUGCAUUGCCAGGCUCAGGGUAGCAAGAAAAAACAAGGAGGUUCUCAGCCUUGGCUACCAUGGCAACGUAGUGGAUCUCUGGGAGCGGCUGGUCCAUGAACUGGACACGACCGGGGAGCUGCUGGUGGAUCUGGGGUCAGACCAGACGUCCUGUCACAACCCGUUCAAUGGCGGCUACUACCCAGUGCAGCUCAGCUUCUCAGAGGCCCAGAGCCUCAUGGCGUCCAACCCGGCUGCCUUCAAGCGCCUGGUGCAGGAGAGGUGGGGCGGGCGGUCCCUCGGGGCGGCCACGGGGCCUGGGCUCGGCCUGGGGUGGGCUGCAGGGCCUGGGCUCAGCCUGGCACCUGCCCCGCGAUUCCGCGCAGGAGCGGACGUGGAGAAGAAGGGCGCCGGCAAGAUGGAGUUCCGCUACCCGUCCUACGUCCAGCACAUCAUGGGGGACAUAUUCUCCCAGGGGUUCGGGCCUUUCCGCUGGGUGUGCACGUCGGGAGACCCCCAAGACCUGGCCGUCACCGACCGCCUGGCCACUUCUGUGCUGGAGAGGGUCAUCGCGGAUGGAGUGAAGGAGUCUGUGAAGCUGCAGUACCUGGACAACAUCCGCUGGAUCCGAGAGGCAGCCAAGCACCAGCUGGUGGUGGGCUCCCAGGCCAGGAUCUUGUACUCAGACCAGAAGGGCCGCGUGGCCAUUGCUGUGGCCAUUAACCAGGCCAUCGCCAGUGGGACGAUCAAGGCGCCGGUCGUCCUGAGCCGUGACCACCAUGACGUGAGCGGCACCGACAGCCCCUUCCGGGAGACCUCCAACAUCCACGAUGGCUCUGCCUUCUGCGCAGACAUGGCUGUGCAGAACUUCGUGGGAGAUGCCUGUCGAGGAGCCACCUGGGUGGCGCUUCACAAUGGAGGAGGUGUGGGCUGGGGUGAGGUGAUCAACGGGGGAUUUGGCCUGGUGCUGGACGGGACCCCAGAGGCCGAGGAGAAAGCCCGGAUGAUGCUCAGCUGGGACGUCUCCAAUGGCGUGGCCCGGCGCUGCUGGUCUGGGAACUCAAAGGCCUAUGACAUCAUCUGUCAGACCAUGAGGGAGAACAGUGGUUUGGUGGUGACUCUCCCGCACCAGGUGGCCGAUGAGCACCUGCUCCAGCGGGCCCUGCAGCCCUGAGAGGAAGCUGGUCCUCCCCUCCUUCCUCCUCCCCCCUCUCCCCUCAGCCAUCCUCAGCCUGCUAGCCACAGCACACCUCUGGCCUCUACACACACACUUUCCAUGGUCCUCAGAGUGCCUGGACAGGGUGCAUUGCUAGCUCACUCUGCAGGGCCGAGGUCUCCAGCCAGCCAUGCAGAGGACUUGCUACAGCAGGGCCCAAUCCAGGGGGAGCCUUGACCUCACGUGGA
Dipodomys ordii (Ord's kangaroo rat) is the source of this 2267-nucleotide messenger RNA. It is a transcript of the gene Uroc1, whose product is annotated as urocanate hydratase 1. Gene Ontology annotation, molecular function: urocanate hydratase activity. Gene Ontology annotation, biological process: L-histidine catabolic process. The transcript has 19 exons. The coding region runs from base 1 to 2037 and encodes 678 amino acids. The record is from RefSeq and is a predicted model, not a curated record. Lineage: Eukaryota; Metazoa; Chordata; Mammalia; Rodentia; Heteromyidae.